Austrofundulus limnaeus is the source of this 1902-nucleotide messenger RNA. RefSeq names its product lysosomal associated membrane protein 1b (gene lamp1b). Bases 312 to 1061 code for a protein of 249 amino acids. The transcript has 6 exons. The record is from RefSeq and is a predicted model, not a curated record. Gene Ontology annotation, biological process: establishment of protein localization to organelle. Lineage: Eukaryota; Metazoa; Chordata; Actinopteri; Cyprinodontiformes; Rivulidae. Gene Ontology annotation, cellular component: lysosomal membrane; late endosome membrane; plasma membrane.
UGUUUUGUUGCUGCUUCGCGUCACGUGACUUUCUCGGAGUUUCUUAAGCGUCGGUCACGUGACCCUUCCUGACGUUAGCUGCAGCGGCAGCGGUGCUGAUAAAAGUGUUUAACUCACCUCCAAUCCCUGCGCGGACCAACUUAAAGAGGACAGAGACUGACGAGCAGAAAACUGAGCGGGUUUCGGUGUCAGUAGCAAGUUCUUACUAGUCCCCUUUCUUUCUGUGAAGCUAACAUUAGCUUGCUAGCACRACACUUGCUAACUAGCUAGCUGCUGCUGUUUGUUGUGUUGCGGUGAUUUGGGACGAGAAAAUGACGCAGAUGGCUGGAGUCCACUGUCUGGGAGUGAUGCUACCUCUCAUCUUAGCUGCUGCCCUGCAUCAGGGUUCUGCUAUCGAUGCCACUCCGACUCCCCAAACUACGACCUCCCCACACGCUGACCCCGGACGGCCCGAAAGAGGAAACUACAACGUCAGCGACAGCAACAAGACCGUGUGUUUGCUGGCGUACCUGGGCCUCCAGCUCAACGUCUCCUUCAACUCCGCCUCCCAGAACAAAGUGGUGCAGGAGGUCGUGAACAUUAAGCCCAAUGAAACAAAUGCUUCAGGUUCGUGUGCCACUGAGAAAGCCAUCCUGCUGCUCACAUCAGACGGAGAGACAACCAACCUCACCUUUGCUUUUACUCUGAAUACUACGAGCAGGAAGUACCACCUGAGUGAAGUCUCUCUYAGUGCAGCCUGGCCCGACAUGAAAGAGCCCAUCUCCAUCAAGAACGUGAGUGUGGACUUCCUGCAGGGAACCCUGGGACACUCCUAUUUGUGCCGCGAGGAGCAAACUUUGUUUGUGUCCCAGAAUUUGUCCAUCAACAUCUUCCAAGUCCAGGUGCAGCCCUUCGGUGUGACUGGAAACCAGUUUGGAGCAGCGGAGGAGUGCCAGCUGGACGUAGACAACCUGUUGAUCCCCAUCAUAGUCGGAGCAGCUUUAGCCGGCCUGGUSCUCAUCGUGCUCUUGGCCUACCUGAUAGGCAGGAAGAGGAGCCACGCCGGYUACCAAACCAUCUGAGGUCGCUGGUUUGAUGCCAGAGGCCGGAGCAUGCCAUUUCUCCUCUGAAGUUAAAUUAACCACUACUUUGUGAGAGUUAACACUCGAUCUUUCCUCCCUUCUGCUUCUCGAUCCUUCAUCUUCCUCAUGUGUUUGCUGUUUUUUUUUUCCAUAACACUAAUUUUCACCUUUUUGCAGAGGUAUGUUUUUCUGAGCUGAUUUACUCUUUCAGAUGAAAGGGACUUUGCUGGGAGGUAGUAACAAAAUGAAUAAAAACUCUUUAUUGGUACUAAGUAAAGCAGAGGAUCACUGAGGCUCUUCGUGCUGUUGUUUCUAUUUAUGAUUUCUGUGAAAAGGAUUUUUGAGGGAUUGUGAGAUUUGAGCAGCUUGUUUUUUGGGGUGGCCUUUUUUUUUUGCCCAAAGUAGAGUUUAAAAAGGGAACUUUUCAUCCAUCUGAAACACUAAAAAUCUGACAUUUAUCUUAUUUUAAGCUAUUGGGUGGUUCUGUUUGCUUUUUGUUUUGGAUUUCAGCCCACUUGGGGUUUUGGUUGAUGGAGAGUAAGCUGUUGCACUGAAGUUUUAAGAAAUGUGUCAUAAAAUUCAAGUGUUCAAACAGGUCUGGUCAGUGGUGAUCAGUGCCUUCCCAGCUGUGGGACUCAGCUGAAGCCAACAUCAGAUACUGACACAGUUUGCUGCUGUGAAUGGGACAUUUUCUUGUCUCACAGCCUUCAUGUAUGUUACUGUCAUUUAAAAAUUAAAGCUUUUUUUUGCUCUCAUCCUAACAUUUCAUGUAAAAAUUUAACUAUGUUUUAAAGGAUUUUUUUUUAAGGAAAAGUUAAUAAAGGUGAAAGAAUGAAGCUGA